This is a messenger RNA of Xenopus laevis (African clawed frog), 3850 nucleotides long. RefSeq names its product calpain 1, (mu/I) large subunit S homeolog (gene capn1.S). The record is from RefSeq and is a predicted model, not a curated record. Bases 348 to 2489 code for a protein of 713 amino acids. NCBI's taxonomy places the organism in Eukaryota, Metazoa, Chordata, Amphibia, Anura, Pipidae. The transcript has 22 exons.
GCCUCUUGGCUAGUUUCGGGCUGGUUCUGUAGCCGACUUUGGCUGGUUUGGAAAACGAGUCCUGGUAACCCUGUCUGAGGAGAUUAGAGACAGACUGGGAAGGGGAGGGGAGUAGCUGGGCGGAUUGAAGGCAAAGGGAGUGUCUGGGUCGGCAGCCCUUGGGAUUGUCUCAGAUUGUGGCAGUGCUGGGAGGAGACUGCAGAGAGAGCAGAGGAGAAAGGGGGAGAGCGAGUGAUUUUCAGUCUGUGAGACAGAGACAGACAACGAGAGAGACCCCCGGCACAGAAAGUCUCUUCACAGCUUGAACCCUCCUCCGGGAAUUGAACGCUGCCGUCGCCGUUGCUAAGAUGGCCGAGGAAGUGAUCGUGCCAGUUUACGCCACCGGGAUUUCGGCGCAGCUGCAGAAGCAACGCGACCACGAACUGGGGGUCGGGAAACACGAGAAUGCGGUGAAAUUUCUGGGACAGGAUUAUGACCGGAUUCGCCACGAGUGCCUGCAAAACGGAAGCCUCUUUAAGGAUGACACUUUCCCACCGUCGGCUUAUUCUCUGGGCUUUAAGGAGCUCGGCCCAAACUCAUCCAAAACCUAUGGAGUGAAGUGGGUUCGGCCUUCGCAACUCGUCUCCAGCCCACAGUUUAUUGUCGAUGGUGCCACAAGAACUGACAUCUGUCAGGGAGCGUUGGGCGACUGUUGGCUCCUCGCUGCUAUUGCCUCCCUCACAUUAAAUGAUACAGUCCUGCACCGGGUUGUACCUCAUGGUCAGAGCUUCCAGGAUAACUAUGCCGGAGUCUUUCAUUUUCAGCUGUGGCAGUUUGGCGAGUGGAUUGAUGUGGUUAUCGAUGAUUACCUCCCUGUUAAAGAUGGAAAACUGGUAUUCGUGCACUCGGCUUCUGGGAAUGAAUUCUGGAGUGCUUUACUGGAGAAGGCCUAUGCCAAGGCCAAUGGCUGCUAUGAGGCUCUCUCUGGAGGCAGCACAUCAGAAGGAUUUGAGGAUUUUACUGGAGGGGUAACAGAGUGGUAUGAGAUGAAGAAAGCACCUAAAGAUAUAUUUAACAUUAUUCUGAAGGCGUUGGAGAGAGGUUCCCUCAUGGGCUGUUCCAUUGAUAUCACUAGUGCCACAGAUAUGGAGGCCGUAACAUUCAAGAAGCUUGUCAAAGGUCACGCAUACUCUGUUACAGGGGCCAAAGAGAUCAACUUUAGGGGUCAGAACACAAAGCUGAUUCGGAUGAGAAAUCCAUGGGGUGAGGUGGAGUGGACAGGAGCAUGGAGUGAUGGUUCAUCUGAAUGGAACUCUGUGGAUGCAGCAGACAGAGAAGAGUUGAGAAUAAAGAUGGAGGAUGGAGAAUUCUGGAUGGCUUUUCAGGACUUCCUUCGUGAAUUUUCUCGCCUCGAGAUCUGUAACCUCACGCCAGAUGCGCUCAGCGCCCGCAGAUACCGUAAGUGGAACACAACACUCUACAAUGGGUCUUGGAGGAAAGGCAGCACGGCUGGCGGAUGUAGAAAUUACCCUGCCACAUUCUGGAUCAACCCACAGUUCAAGAUCAAACUGGAGGAGGAGGAUGAGGACGAUGACUACGGCUCUGAAAAAGGCUGCACCUUCCUCCUUGCACUUAUGCAAAAGAACAAGCGCAAAGAGAGGCGCGUUGGGAAAGAUAUGGAGACCAUUGGAUUUGCAGUCUAUGAGGUUCCCAGAGAGUUUUACGGCCAGUCAGGUGUGCACCUAAAGCGGGAUUUCUUCCUUCAAAACGCCUCCAGCGCUCGCUCCGAGCAGUUCAUCAACCUGCGAGAGGUCAGCACCCGGCACAAACUGCGCCCCGGAGAAUACAUUGUGGUGCCUUCUACCUUUGAACCUAAUGUGGAAGGAGACUUUGUCAUCAGAGUCUUCUCUGAAAACAAACAUGGCUCUGUUGAGAUGGAUGAUCCUUUAUCUGCUGACCUACCCCCUGAGGAAGUUUUGUCUGAGACUGAAAUCGAUGAAGGGUUCAAGAAUCUUUUCAAGCAACUGGCUGGUGCUGAUUUGCAAAUCAGUGCAUCGGAGUUACAGUCCAUUCUAAAUAAAAUUGUAUCAAAGCAUAAAGAUCUUCGCACAUCGGGAUUUAGUUUGGAGUCGUGCCGCAGCAUGGUGAACCUGAUGGAUAAAGACGGGAAUGGAAAAUUAGGACUGGCGGAGUUCAACAUUCUGUGGAAUAAAAUUAAGAAUUACUUGACAAUAUUCCGGAAGUAUGACGUGGAUAAAUCGGGAAGUAUGAGCGCCUAUGAGAUGCGUCUGGCGGUGGAGUCUGCAGGUUUCAAGUUGACCAACAGUCUGCAUCAGCUCAUCAUCACCAGAUACUCAGAGCCUGAUAUGGCCAUGAAUUUCGAUAGCUUCACCUGCUGUCUCAUCAGACUGGAGACUAUGUUCCGAUUUUUCCAGGGUAUGGACCCACAGAAACAAGGAGUGAUCAAUUUUGACCUGUUUAGUUGGCUCCAAAUGACAAUGUUUGCAUAGAGAUAUCUCUGCAUGGGCUGGAUUCCCCAAUACUCCUGAGACUUUCUGCGAGUGCCUUCCAACUGCUGCCGCCGCUGCUGCUGUGCCAGAGCAAUAUAAUGAGGAUUUCUUUUAGGCGCCUGCUCCUGCGUGCUGUCUGUCUCAUCACUCUCACAUCCCUUGUCAUUCCCCCUUUCUCUAUCCUAAAGCACACUGUCAGAUUGCUCAUCUUUUCCACCUCCAAGUAUGUAAAGAUAAUCUAUCCUAUCGUCAUUUGGGGAUACAGAUGUGCCUGUUUAGGUCAUGCCUGUGAGCAGAUAUCUGUAGUUACAUGUAUACUGUCACUUUGUAUUGGAUAUUAGAUGCCAUAAAUAAAGGCUCAUCCUGUAACGUGUACUGGCAAAAAAUAUGCACUAUUAACUAGGGAUGCACCGAAUCCAAUAUUUAGGAUUCGGCCGAAUCCUUCGUAAAAGGAGAAGGAUACCAAACUGAAUCUGAAUAUGCAGGGAUGGGAAAGGAAAAAAAGUGGGGGACAAAAAUGUUGCUUCCUUGUUAUGUGAUGAAAAGUCAUGUGGUUUCCCUUCCAGGCCCUAAUUUGCAUAUGCAAAUUAUUAUUCGGUUCGGCCAGGCACAAGGAGUUGGCCGAAUCCUGCUGAAAAAGGCCGAAUCCCGAACCGAAUCCUGGAUUCAGGGCAUCCCUACUAUUAACACUUGUAUAAUAAAUAAGGGGGUUUUUCUUUGCAUAUUCUCUUUGCACAUCGCCAUAAAGUUGGUGAUUCUCCAAUAAUACAUAUUUUUCUACAUUUGAAAAGCUGCCUUUUGUUCUUUGUCAGCUGAUGGUAUGUUGUCAUUAGAAGAUCAGUCUUGCCUUUUGGUAUGAGACAUUCUGCUGAUACAGAGAUUGGAUUAGUAGCACUAAGCGGGAGAAGAUUCCUUAUCAGUCCAUAGUCCAGUCCAUAGUCCAGUUAAUAUCACACAGGUGGUUUCUCUGCUAGUGGAAAAUGCACAAAACCACCCACCUUACUUGUACAGGCAGUUUUCAGCCCCAAAGUGCUCUUAACAUACCAUUUUGGGCCCAUCGGAGCAGUUUCUUUCUUUUAAAGGAGAAACAAACCCCUUAUUAAAAAAAAAUAAGGGGCUUGUUUCUCCUAAAAAGUCAAUGAAACGUGGUACAAGCCAUUUUUGGCAUUCCACUGCCAGCAUAGAACCCACCUCAUGUGGCAUUAGCCUUAGGGUAAAGGCAUAUGGGGCCCUUUCAAAUGCUUUCACUGCUGCAUUUUUAAGUAGCCAUGAACCAGCCCCCCAUAGAUUUACAUUGCAAAAAAUGGAAGCCUAUAGGGGACCGUUUUGGACCAAAUAAACAUUGUGUUUCUUGGUGCCAC